AUGGAUCAUAAUAAGGAAAAUACUUCAUCGGACCCCAUCAGUUUCUUCCCAUCUGAGAUUACUGCAAAGAUAUUCAAUUAUCUGGACACCAAAGACAUCUUAGCAGCAUCAGAAGUAUCGAAAAGUUGGUGUAAUUUCAUCGCAGAUUCGUCGCAUUGCCUACGAAAAGUCAAACUCAACUUCAAUCCAGAGAUGAUUGUUGAUCACUUACAGCUUUCGAAAUCUUCAUUUUUCAGGAAUCAUGAUGUUUACUCGCCUAAUCUCUCAUUUUCCUACGAAGUCUCAGCAUUCAUAUAA
Molecule: messenger RNA, 297 nt
Organism: Clunio marinus
Lineage: Eukaryota; Metazoa; Arthropoda; Insecta; Diptera; Chironomidae
Source: the annotation of a GenBank genome assembly